Arabidopsis thaliana (thale cress) is the source of this 1657-nucleotide messenger RNA. RefSeq names its product cysteine/histidine-rich C1 domain protein. The record is from RefSeq and is marked reviewed. The coding region runs from base 811 to 1419 and encodes 202 amino acids. Lineage: Eukaryota; Viridiplantae; Streptophyta; Magnoliopsida; Brassicales; Brassicaceae. The transcript has 3 exons.
AGAUCGGAUCUAAAAUCUUGAGUUUCCUUCUUUAGUUGACUUUCUUGCUCUCCCAUGGCGAUGAUGAAAGAGCUCCAACAUGGCUCCCACGAAUGCGUGUGAACCACGCCUGAAACUAUAGGUAUCACAACUACUUAGUCUAAUACAUAUAUAGUACUUAGUCUAGGGUUUACACAACUACUAAUGGCAAUUAUAUCCUUAAUAUAUACAACUCCUUAUACAAGUCUCAUGAACACACAUUGUUUUAUGUUGGGUGCUAUACUUCUGAAUAUAUAGUUGGUUUAGAGGAGGAUCGUCACUGUGUAAUAUGCAAGACAUGUGCGGGUAAACAGUUUUAUCAGUGCGUGGAAUGUGACUGGAAGAUUCAUUUCGAAUGUAUCGAGAUACCUCUCGGUCCGUGGUAAAGAAGAAUUUCUAGGAGAUGAUGAUUCUUUGGAGUAUUGUGGGGUUUGCGAGAUAAUGGUACAUGUAGGACAUCAUGUUUAUUUCUGCCAAGAAUGUGAUUAUAUUGGCCACAUUGAAUGCGUUUUACGCUAGGUACGUAAUAUGUCUAUGUUGUCAUAUAACUCUGUUUAUUCUUGAUGGAUAUGUUUGUAAAGAAAUAAAAUGCAGCAAGCCUGCCUGUUCGAAGUCAUCAUUUGUUUGAAGUUAUGGUAUCUAAUUCAUAUAUGAUAGCUUGCACCAUUUGUGAUGAGAGGUUUUGUGUGGAAACGUUUUGACAUGUAGGAGUGUGGAGAGAUAUAUUAUCCUCAUUGUAUUGAACGGUUCAGAGAGAAACUCGUUCAUCCCAUUCAUUCUCACAAACUUGAAAUGGAGCUGCUGAGGGAUUUUAAGUGCAUUGCCUGCAAACUGGAUAUUAAAUCAUAUGGCCAUUUUUGCUUCAUUUGUGAAGUCGCCUUCCAUAUUAAGUGCAUCAAAGAUGUUGAUGGACUAGGUAAGAACAGCUUUCACAAGCAUACUCUCUAUAACUUUUGGAUUGAGGACUUGAAGGUACUGACUCAUCAAGCAUGUAGUGUGUGUGGUAGACCUUGUGGUGUGUCGCUCUAUGGUUGUAUUGAUUGUAACUUCAGAGCCCAUGUAGAAUGCCUUGGGUUUCCAGGCAUUGUGAAGUCCCAACUGCAUCAACAUACUGUCCUAGAAGAGGAAAAUUAUGAUGCGGGAAAGUGUGCGCUCUGUAGGUCAGGAUGCUUGGGUAAGAGAUAUUCUUGUAAACAGUGCAAGGAAGUGUUUCAUAAGGAAUGCAUAAUGUCCAAGGAUGCCCGCGAAGCUGCAACAGAAGAAGAACAGCUUAUUGGAGACAUCUAUUUUAUGUACAUUGAGCGCUUUCUCCUAAUGUUCAAAGAAGAAGAAGAAAAGGAAGAAAAAAAGAAAAGCGGCAAAUUCAAGAUGAGGAGAUUACAGAAUUAUCGAUGGAAAUGAAGCACACGGAAAGUGAUGAAGAAGCCGACAAUUCUGUUACUAGCUAGCUGGUUCUGCCUCGGUGCCUCAACAUUCUCUUAUGUUCUUUUUUUUUUUAUCAGGUUUAGGAUCCAUUUAUUGAAUUGUACUUCUAGUGAUAUACUAUUUGCUUGAUUUUUACUUUUUAGCUAACUUUUAAAAAUAUUUGCAAUUUUUUAAAAAUGUGAAUUUCUCAAUAAAACCAAUAGCCGACACAUCC